CACGAGACAAACAAAACGUCAAAUUUUAUAAAUUUCAAUGCGAACUGUUUUCACUACAUUGUACAAUUUGUACACAGUUGUGUAAAUCACACGGAAAAUAAAUAGUAUACAAUAACAUAUUUGAUAUAGUAAUUUUUAUAAUACUAUUAAAACUGUGAAGGCGAAUAUAAAAGUUAUGUGGGAUAAAAGAUAAGAUAUAAAUAUGGAGGUUUCAGGCCCAGGAAAAUCACCAAAUACAUCACUUUCGUUCAGAUACAAUGCAAAUAAUGAAGAGUUGGAAGAAUUGUUUCAUGCAUGUGAUGAUGAUCCCCCAACUCCUCAGCCUGACCCGCCAGUCAGGUCUGAAAGUGCUAGUCCAAAGAAAACAGAGAAAUCACCCUCCAUAAUAGAUAAAUAUUUUAAGUCCAUUAGAACAGAAAAGCUCCCAGAGAAAGUGGACGAUCUAAAACAGGAUCCCAAACCUGAAGAAAAUCGUAGCCCCAUAGCACCCAAAGAGGUCACAUCUUCCCCAAUGAAAGAAUACUUAAACCGUCUUGGUAAACGAAGUAUCUCAGAAGUUGUUCCAGAAAGUAAUGAGACUUGGAAAAUAUUUCAUGAUUUCAAAUUUAAAAUAGCCCAGGCUGUUGAGGAUAUGAAAACACGUUCAGGUGAAGAAACAAAAGAUAAAACAUUGCCAAGAGAAAAUUCAACAUCUGAUUCUGAAGAAUCUUCUGCUAUGAGAGAUGUAGACCAACAAAGCAUGGGUGAUACUGAUAACCAGGUAUCAUCGUUAGAUAGCAGUAUACAGAAUUUAUCUGAUGUGACUCAGCCGUUAACAGCCAAGCCUACUGAGUAUGAAUUAUGUAAGGAACUUAAUACAACCAAAACCCAUUCGGAAUCCAGUGAUGACACACAUAAGAAUUUAGCUCACAGCGAAUCUGAUCUAACAAAAGAAUUACAAGACAGCCUAGAAGUUGAAUCUGGCGUCGAAGCUCUAGAAGAUACGAUAGACGCUUUCGGUGACUUGAAUCAGAUAGAAACGGAUAUUCACAGUCAAAAGCGUGACUCGUCUCUCUCACAACCAAUACCUACAUCUCCACCAUCGAACUUCGGCCUCCCACCAAGCAAGAGUAACUUACACAAAGAGGAACCGACGAAGAAACAGAAAGCCUACUUCUUAAAAUUUUCAAUGUACCUCCUGACAAUAUUCCUCUUGAUUAACUAUAUACUGUUCCCGAAUUGUCAAAUAUGGAAUGGUUUUUUGCUCGGUAUCUGGUUCUUCUGUCUCGCGAGCAACUUGAAGGAGUGGCUGUUGGAUAAUUACUGCAGCGAUGAGCCCCGAAGAGGUUUCUUUCAAUUGAAUCGUACAAGUUCGGUGCCUUUCACGUACACAAUACCGUCUGUUAAAGAACAUAGGCCGAUCAAAAAAUAUGAGGGUUGGAUGAAUCACUACCGGUAUCCAGACUAUGACCCCUACACCUACCACAUAAAUAAGACAACUACCGCCUUCAUGAAACUCGAAGGAUGCAAUUUGCGCAUAUCAUAUACAAAAACGAAAAUUGCAAAGCGCGCGCUAUGGGACGAGAAGAUCGAGAAGGUCACAUUCUACCAACACCGACUGUACAACCUAACCGGCGCCAAAGUCAUACUGCUCCCCAAGGGACUCGUUAAGAGACGGCAAUGGAGCAAAAAAUAUCCGAUUUGCAUAAUUUUGAACGAAAAAGAGAAGAUUCAAGUGCUGGAGAAAGAAAAUACCCAGGCGGAGAGGAAGAUGUCCGAGUCAUUGGAGAAAAAGAAUAAGGAAUUACCGCUCGAGACGGAGAGCACGGAAACGAAUACUAGUCCAGAGAAAAAGAGGAAAUUUAUAUGGAGAAGGAAAGAAAAGAGCAUUCCACACAAUGAAGGAGAAACCGGGAAAGAAGGUCUGCGACACAGAUUAGUUAGGAAAAUGCAUAGAGAUAAGAAAAUAGACAGCACGUCGACGUGCACGGAACCAGAAAACCAAGGACAAUCCGAUAAAAAUACUCAACCGGAAGACUCAGUCGAGACUGAAAUAGAAUUCACCACAAAGUCUGUCACCAGCACCAAAGACGAUGACGAAUAUUUAGAUGAAAAUGAGCUGUCACGCAUUAAGGAAUUUUUAGAAGAAACCGAAAUCGAGACAGGAGUGGAGGGUGCGGCGGAGGGGGAGUGGAGCGUGCACGUGAAGCAGUCCAAGGACAAGCACUCGCACCUGUAUCUGUUCGCACGCACGGGGCGAGAUAAACACGAAUGGUACCGUCGUUUCAUGAUAGCGAUCUCAGAAGCGAACGCGUCGGUAGACAACUCCGGCUCCGAAGAAAAGUCUACGAGCGACAACGCACAAGAGACGAAGGACGGAAUAGAGCUCGCCGUGUAUAAAUUGUCAGAGAAGGACACUGUCGCGUUUGCUAAGAGUAAAACAAAUGAUUCCGUGACGGAGGGCGUCACGAUAUCUCCGUCGCACCCCGCGCCCUCCAUCUUUGAAUCCUACGAGAAAACCUUCUGGCCGUAUUUGCAGAAAAUUAUACAGACGCAUGAAGUUCCAACGAAACAAAAAGCGGAUAUAGGCGUUAUGUGCCAGUUAGAGCCGACUCCUCAUGAGCGCUCCAAGCACAAGAAGAAGAAAAAAGGCGAUACACAGAGCUCGUCCCCGGACUGCGAGUGCCGCUCGCUGCCGGCCGAGCUGACGUGGAUGAACACGCUGCUGGCGCGCCUCAUGUACGACGUGACGCGCGACCCGAACACCGCCGCGCGGCUGCAGAACCGCAUCCAGCGGAAACUCAACACGCUCAAGCUGCCGUCGUUCAUGUCGCCGCUGGUGGUGACGGAGCUGCGGCUGGCGGGCGCGUGUCCGCUGCUGUGCGGCGUGGGCGCGCCCACGUGCGACGCGCGCGGCGUGUGGCUGCACGCGCACAUGCGCUACGACGGCGGCGCCACCAUCACCAUCCUCACGCAGAUCAACCUCAUGAAGCUCAAGGAGAAGAAUAUCACGUUGGAGGAUCAGUUACUCGGUACGAGUGAGAACAUAAUCGAGAGUGAGGUCAAUUUCGACUCGCAGAUGGGAUGCGUUUCUCCGGAGCUGAAGAGAAAAAAGCCAGCAAUUUACGAUUCCGAAGUAGAAGACUCUGCGGAGUCCAGUAGCGACGACGAGAGCCCGCCCGUGCAGCCCGUCGACAGCGCUGAGAACAUGAUCGUCUCGGAGUCCACGACAUCAACGAACGAAGGUGGCUCUUCAAAGAAGAAGUUCCUUCGAAUGGUGGACAAGAUAGCCACGAAUAAAUACUUUCAACAGGUAACGGACUAUAAGUACGUAAAACGUGCAAUGGAGGGUUUGUCUAAUACGGACAUUAAACUACAAUUAGAAGUCAACGGCUUAGAAGGAAGGCUCGCUAUCAACCUGCCGCCACCCCCUCACGACAGGCUGUGGAUCGGAUUUUCAACGAACCCCCAAUUGGUCCUGAAGGCGCGGCCGGCGGUGGGGGCCCGCACGCUCCGCUUCGCGCACAUCUCCAACUGGAUCGAGCAGAAACUCACCAAGGAGUUCGAGAAGGUCCUCGUGCUGCCCAACAUGGAGGAUAUCAUCAUCGACGUGCUCACGCCGACGCCCGUGGAGUUUGAGUAGCGGUGAGAGUGCGUUUCGUACGACAGAAUCUUCGAAAGUAAAACAGGUAACAAAGCGGCGCUCCGGAGGUUCGACUCGAUUCCAUGGUCGUAUAUUAAAAUUCGUAUUCGCUAAUAAAAUUACUCAAGGGGAAUCGAAAUGUAUGAAUUGUAAGAAAGAGACAAAUGUAUUGUUGCACAUUAGCUUUCUUACUCUUUGUAUUACUUGUGCCCGUUGUUAGACCGAGCUCAUUCUGCUAAACUAUACGUAAUAUAUAUAUCUCUUUUAAGCGUUUUCUAUGUGACCCUGAGCUAUGUAAAUUGAUAUUUUUCCCAAUAAAUAUUUCGUUAUUGUUUUUAUACUGUGGUUCAAAUGCUAAUAAUAUUUAUCCAGUAUAGAAACAGCCUAACGUCUUGUUACUAUGCAAAUUAAAGUAGCUCUAGGUGCUAAUUAAAAUUGAAGGGAAUUGACCAGUAUUAUAAAUGGCAAUUGUGACUAAUUAGAUCGAGACAAUUCGGUGUUAAUGUUCUAAACACCUCAAAGAUAAUUGAACUCACCGCAUACCUCAUCUAUCCUUAUGAGUAUAAUUUACACAAAAUAUAUUGUAGAGUGUUUGUUACGUGAAACUUAUCAAAGUAGAAAUUAUAUGUAACCUGAAUGAUUUUUUUUAUUAUUAUUUAAAUAAUAUAUUUGGUUUGAUUAUACAAUUUUUAUGUCGAUAAAUUGUAAUGUAAUAAUUCAUAGUCGUUCGUGCGAAUUAAUAUAGGUUUGUGUACAAGAUAAUAUAGUCUUUGUAUUUGGCAUUUACUUGUAAAGUUACUACUGUCGUUUAAUAGUUGUUUUUUAUAAUUAUUAUUAAAAAAAAGUAUGAAUUAAAAAUCUGUAGUUAGAUGUAUAAAAUAUUAAAAACCAAAUAAAUAAUCCUUCGAAAGGAACGAGUUCAAAUAAUUAAAAUCAUCAAGCAUUUAUAAUAUUUAUUAUGACUUCGAAGCUCAAAAGACUUUUAUGAAAAACAUUGAAAGACAUUGUAAAUAUGUGUAAAAUAUGAAUUUGUAUUGAAUAAAAUGUUCAAAUAUGGUCUAAAAUUUAUAAAAUCGUUCUCUACUAAAAUUAUUUACAAAUAUAUAGUGAAAGAAUUAUAGAAAUACUUAGUAUCAUAGCGAAAACCUAGAAUUAAUUUAUAUUAAUUAUUUCAAAUAGUAUUGUAUCAUAUGUUUUGCUUAUAUAAUUGUUAAGCAUUUUUUUUAAUUACAUUUAGCUAUUUUUAUUAAGGGUUAGUUAAUUUGUGUGCUUUGCAAUGACACACAUAGAAAAGCUAUUAUUUUCCUCAGUAAUGGAAAUAUUCAAUUUUCGAAUAGUCUAAAAGUGACAAAUACUAGAGUAAGACGGUAUACUUUGGCUCUUUAAUAUUCUUUGUAGUUAUUAUAUACUUCCUGCGACUAUUUUAUUCAAAUUUUAUUAAUAAAGUUUUAAUAUACACAUAUAAAUGUAUCCGAGCUUCCUAAAAAUAAAAGGUUUGACAAUAAAUCCAAAUUAAAUACAUACGUAAAGUAAAUCUUGUAGUAUAUUCCAAAUUUAAAAAAAAAAUGUUUAUUUUUUUUAUAUUUUGACGUCUCUAUUUCAUAAUCCAUGAAAUCGGUGAGCUAACAGCCAAAUUAAUGUUUCCUUUUGUACUUCACUGCCAACUAUUAAGCUGAUAAAUGGAAAUUAAAUCUUAACUAGUUGAAAUUAAUUCCAAAUUAGCUUACAUAACCAUACCAUGUAACAGGAACCUUAUUGUAACAUUAAUAAACUUCCAUAUUAUAAACGCGAUAGCUGAUUCCAAUGGCAGGAGAAGUCAAAAUAAACAAAACUUAUAUUUUUAUUUGAUUUGCUAAAAGCUUAUAUUUCGUGCACUACAAAAACUUCUUGAUUAAAAUACAAAUAUGUAUCCGAAAAUCUAUAUCUAUCUUUACUCCUAAAUUUCAAAUAAUAUUUAAAACGCAAUUUUAUUCACGAAGCAAGUUCGAGGUUAAAGUUUAUUUGCAAUUUGAAUCGGCCGUAAUAGGUGAAUUGGUUUCAUGAGCAACCAAUACCAGCUAUAAUAUACAACAGACCCAUAUUAUUUAUCUUUUAGACCACUAGUAGGGCACGUAGGGAUUCUAAAACCAACUCGGUGUUUGUCUAUUAAAAUCUUUCUGAUAGAUUUUUUUAAACUGCCUUUUUUCUAUUAUAAUAUUUGUCUAUGGACUGUUACCACUCUGCUCCUAUCUAGCAUAGACAAUUAUUUAAAGUUGUUGUUGUUGUAUAGCAGAUGAUAUUUGUAUGUAUAAAGCGGUUUUGUAUAGUCUUGGCAAUAUAUAUGUAUGUAUGUGUGUAGGAUGUACUUUAUAAUUAUAUCUGUAUUCAAUGAUCGUAAAUUUCCUCUACAUAACAAAAUUAUAGUUAACAUUUAAAUGUCAAAUGAAAAUAAUAGCACGUGUUACAACAUAUUUGUAUGUUUUAGUUAUAUAUGUCAAUCAUAAACUCAUAUACAACUAAUUUAAAAUUAUCAUAAUCUUGAAAUUUGAUAGCUGUUUUUAAUUAUUGCUUAGCAUUAUUGAUGACGAAAUUCGUAUUGGUAUCUAAAUUUAAUCCAAAUGAAAAAUUUAAAGGCUGAAAGAUUUUGCUCAUGGCUUCUUAUCAAUUUGUUUAUAAAUUAAGAAUGUGACAACAUUAACACGAUUUAAUGAAUAAAAGCGCUUAGUCGCUGUGCUACGUGCCUAAACUUAUAUAAUUUGAAAAUAUGUGUAAUAAUAAAAAGCAAAUUUUAUUUGUCAAAUUAAAGUAUUAUCUUUGGGACUGUGCUUGCUAAACUAUUAUUUUUUUAUCUGUUAUAUUUAAAUUCGGAAGUGUAUUUACUUUUUUUUAUUCAUAUUUACAAAGAAGAUUUUAAUGUUUGCUAACAAUUUUAUUUAUAACAUUUAAAAACAAAAUAUAUAUAUUUUUUCAAAAAAAGUCUAUAACUUUUUUAUCUUGUAAAGUAUUGCAUAUGUAUUCUACAUAUCACAAAGAAAUUAAAUUGAAUGUACCUGUUUGAAAUAAAUCUAUUUUGGUAUGUGCAAUGUUACUUAAUUUGUGACUAAUUAUAAUAAUUAUUAUUUAUAUAUAAUUAUAUUAUGAUUUUGUGAUAAUGUAAUUUCGCAUUGCGUUUGUAAAAUACACAGCCUAUUCUUGAUUUCUCAUUCACGUUAUUUCAUGUACGUGGCUGUUAUUAAUAUAUGUACAUGUUUUAAAAUAUGCAACAAUAGAAGUCGAGAUUUUUGGAAAGUAGCAAAAUACCUAAUUUAAUGCUUUUGUGAUUUUUUUCUAGUUACGUGUGACAUAUUUAAAUGUACAAUCUAUUUAUUGUAUAAUAUCGUUUCUUUUAUAUAUGCAGUCCUGUGAAAGGAAAAUCCACGGACGAUCUUUGUUUUAUGAAUUUUGAUGUAUAAAUAUAUUUGAAUAGGUUAUGUUUUUAUUUCCUUGAUUUAAUUGGAAACAAUAUACACUGUGUUAUAGUAUCUUACGGGUACGCAUAAGAAGUAUUGAUUAUGUAUUUAAGUUUUGUUUAUAAUAAUUAUUAUUUCAACCUUAAAACGUUUUGAAAAAUUAAUUUCGGUUAGUAAGUUUAUCUCAUCAUGGUACAUGCAAAAUAUAUGGCAUCUUUUAAACUUUGUCUCGCAAAGGUAAUGUUAUAAUUUUUUAAGUUUCACCUCAGUUUCACUUCUAUAUAUUGUUGAAAAUAUAACAGAUAAAAAUAACAGUACUCUGAACAUACUAGAAUGAUCUAAAAUACGAUAUGACAUAUAUAAAUGUGUGUACUUACUAGAAGAUUACAAUUCGUAAAAAAUUGCAUAAUGUUAUCUAAUUUUUAAAAUAUUAAUUUUCUACGAAAUUUAAGAAAUUUGUAACAUUUUCUCUAAUAGGUAUGAUUACAGUUAAACUUACUUUCAUAAUGUUUUUACCAAAAACGUCUACUAUAUUUCUCUAUGUAUAUAGUUUAUCAAAUUAUAAAGUGUUUAUGUGAUAUUAUAUAUAGUUAAGAGUUAAACCGUGCCGAGUAGUUUUUCUAUGUGGUAUCAGUUGUGAUUUUGUCAAUAAAUAAAUUGCUAUAUUUAAA
Molecule: messenger RNA, 7721 nt
Organism: Vanessa tameamea
Lineage: Eukaryota; Metazoa; Arthropoda; Insecta; Lepidoptera; Nymphalidae
Exons: 21
Coding region: 203-3622 (1139 amino acids)
Cellular component (GO): endoplasmic reticulum
Molecular function (GO): lipid binding
Source: RefSeq, a predicted model, not a curated record